CCCAUUCAGAUACACACCAUAGGAAUUUUUCUUCGUAUCUGAAGAAUAACAAUUUGUUUAUAGUCAAUUAAAAUGUGCUUGUGAAUCGUUAACGGAUAAUAAAAACAAAAAUGAAGUUUAUAAACUUUAUAGUGACCGUACUAGCUUUAAUCUGCAAUAGAGUCGAAGGUUUAAAAUUGCAGGCAAAUGUGGGGGAGCUGUUCUCUUAUAAAAUUGAACCACAACUCUUCAAUUGGACACACCAGGUUAUCAGCCAGCAAUUUCGCUACAGACCGUCUUUGAAGAGCUACCCCGAUUUGCCCAGUUGGAUGAGAUAUAUGUAUAGCCAUGAAUACCAUGCCGGUUUCCUAUACGGAACUCCACCAGAAUCGGCGGCUGGAAAGGACCUUAGCCUGGAUGUGGUGGCCCUGAAUCGGCAAAAUUACGAGACCCGACAUGUCGUGGUCUCAAUGUUUGUGGCCCACAAGUUCCCCACACCCAAUGUAGUGCAGAUGAAAAUUAACAAUCUGAAUUGGGUUCAUAUCAUUGGAGAUCCCGGUAGGGUGGAGAACUUACGCAACAUAUUCCGCAACGAUCUGUGGCCAAAUAGUAAAGAGGAUCUGAGUGUGGUCUUCAUGGAGUCUGCUGUGAAUAUGGGAGGACGUCUUCCUCUACGACCCCAGCAGCGUGAGGGAGUCAUUGUCCAUGUGGGAAGCUUUGCCCAAUUCUCACCCCGACUAAUGGAACUUCAAGAGGAAGUGCGUCCAUUAUAUAAACUGCCUUCAUGCACUUACAAGCGCACAUCCGUCCAGAAAAUCUUCGAGAAUGUCGGCUUCAAAUUGGAUUGGUGCGCCUUUCGAAUGGUUGGUAUGGAAUCGCCCACAGAAAUCCUCUUCCACAGCGGCAAGCAGAAUGAGCAGCAGGUGGCGGAGGACCAGAAUCAAAGGCAACAGGAUCGAUGGAUGGGAAUAUCCAGGGAAGAUGUUCCGGAGCGCAAUUACAUCGACGAAUUCGCCUUUGCCUUCGCCAUUCCAGGCAUGAUAUUCGCAAUUUUAAUCGGGAUGUUAUCCGCUGUUUUGUGUUUCCAGCACGAGAAGUUUUCCGAUCCGCAUUCUGAGUUUUUCUUUGCCAACAUUUUCCACAUCUGCGAAGAGUCCUGUGCGCCAAGCGCGACAAGCGAUUCUGGGGCGGAUGAUGGUUCUGAGAGUUCUUCGAACUCGGAUUAUCCCAUGUCAUCGACUGUUCAAAUGGUCCAGUGUUCCAAUCAACCCAUAACAACCUUGAAAAGCCUCAAGGACCCGAACUUCCUUUUGGACAAUACUAGCAUUCGAUCUCAGAGUCCUAAUAAUAGCUUUUACCAAUUGGACUGUGGAACCUCAAGCAUUUACGCUCGACCCAAGCCACCGCCCUAUAAGGGCGGCACUUUGGGACGAAAUGGAGUGAAUAUAUGACAAUCAUCUCCCCGAGUGCUUUACUGCUAAAAGGCUUUGGAUCUGAACCUAUGAAAUCUCAAUAAGCAAUAUCGAGGAGCGUUAUAUCAAUUGCAUAAAUACUCACACCUGCCGAACUAGACAAACCAUAUCGUAAUUAUCAAUUUAUAUACAUACGCAAGCAUAAAACUAGCCAAUUUAGUUUGCCAUUUGAGAAUGAAGGCAAUUAAAUAAAGGAGUCGUUUUUUUAGAAA
Messenger RNA from Drosophila eugracilis, 1663 nucleotides. It is a transcript of the gene Scgalpha, whose product is annotated as epsilon-sarcoglycan. The transcript has 5 exons. Gene Ontology annotation, cellular component: sarcoglycan complex; membrane. The record is from RefSeq and is a predicted model, not a curated record. Lineage: Eukaryota; Metazoa; Arthropoda; Insecta; Diptera; Drosophilidae. Gene Ontology annotation, molecular function: calcium ion binding. Bases 111 to 1430 code for a protein of 439 amino acids.